UAAAAAUUAACUCAGCCAGUUCGCCAGUUGUCAAAUUUUCGAUACUUUGAGGUUGAUGUACGACAAAAUAUUAUAAAAAUUAUUGGUAGUGAGUAAUAUUUGCUGCAAAACCUUAUGUAUAUCAUUUGCUAUUUGGAAUUUUUUGGAUAGAAAAAGACCAAAUGCUCAAUUAACCACUUUUUUUCGUACAAAUAUGUUAAUAUUUUACUGACCUUUCUAAAUAUUUCAACAACCUUUAUAAACAUGGCAAAUUUAGAAAUUAGACAGUUGCUUAAGAAAAAUCGGAUUCCUGACAAUGAUGGCAACCUUUUAAUUUUCAUACUCUACUGUCCUAUUGGAUUAAUUUUAAUUUUAUUAAGAUCCAUACUACUCUUAGGUCUCUUUAUCCUUGGCCAAGUUUUACCUGAUACGCCCGCCCCGCAAAAGUUUAUUAAUAAAAUAGCGUGUUUAAGCUUAGGCAUAUCGAUACAUAUUGAAAAUCCUAAAAGCAAAGAAAAUGUUAAUGUAUAUGUUAGCAAUAGCUUAUCUAUUUUCGAUCAAAUAGCUGUAUGCAGUGCUACAGGCGCCGUAUCGCCGAGUUGCAGAACAACUUUAGAAAAAAUCCUAGGUCUUAGUACUUACUGCUUCGGUUCUGCGACUAAUUUAGAUAACUUUAAAAACAACAUAAAACAAUUUAUGGCUGAUAAAAAGAUACCCAUAUACUUUGCACCCGAGGAGAAAAUAACCAAUGGCAGAGGUCUUUUAAAAUUCAAGACAUAUCCUUUCGAGUUUGCAAACAAAGUCCAACCAAUCUGUAUUAAAAUAGACCGUCCGUUUUUGGACGUAUCGAUCACCACGGUCGGUUCUACGUUCACCAGCGACAUGUUGUACUAUCUCUUCUCCCCCAUCACCAAUUACAAGCUCACCUUUUUGCCACCACUCGAAAAGAAGAGCAUGUCCGAUGAAGAGUUCGGCGAAAUCGUCAGGCAAAAUAUCGCCACGUCCUUGAAGGUUCAAACUACCGAUUUUACCUCGAGCGAUAUAGCCGAAUGGGAGAAACGCACUCUGGCCGAACCACCGGUACGAUCGCAACAUCGCGUCACCACCAGAUCCAUCAACCCGGAGCUCCAGAGAAUGAGCAAACAAGUCAAAGAGGUCCUACCUCACGUUCCUCUAAACGUUAUCUACAGCGACUUGUAUAUGACGAGGAACGUGGACAGUACCAUCACGAACAUACUAGAAGGUCGGGUGAGUUUCACGCCCGAGCAGCCAACGAGCAGUACCGCCAGCCAGCCUUCUACGUCUUCUUCUGUAUCUGUGGGUACUCAGGCUUCGAGCGUGUGCUCUUCUGGUAAACCUUUGUUCAAUACGGCCGCAUCUUCGUUUCCCAAAUCGGCCAGCGAACGUAGCAGAUCCUUCCAAGAGCGUAAAGAACAACUGUUGGCUAGCGCCAGAAAGCGGUAUAUUGAGAAACAUAAUCUGGAUAUACCGGUUUAGAUGAUUGCGUGUUUGCUAUUCUGUAAUGGCGAGUGUUACUUAUCAAAUUAUUUAUUCGACUACCGCGCCUGCGUUUUAAAUACAUCGAGUCAAGUUCAUUCUUACAACGCUGCACGCUUUUUGAUUUACUUAGUUUAACUUCGAGCGGUAUUUUCUUUUAGUGUAAUCACUUUCUGGUAGGAAGAUCAAUUGAAUAAAUUUUAUAUAAUGGAUAAUUUGAUGGGUUAACAUUGCAGAAUUUCGCUAGGCUAAGGGGGAAAAGGGUGCCAAUAACGAAGAAAAUCUGCCUUACGCAACUCAUUUAAGACUAAGGAUACAUCUUGGUUAUGUUUGUACAUACUUUACUGUUAUUUAUUUUAUAAAAUAAAUAUAAGAUCUA
This is a messenger RNA of Phyllotreta striolata, 1855 nucleotides long. The record is from the annotation of a GenBank genome assembly. Lineage: Eukaryota; Metazoa; Arthropoda; Insecta; Coleoptera; Chrysomelidae.